AUGUCCUCAGUUCGACCAUCGAGGUCAUAUCACUUCAUACUCCGUAUACAAUAUCAGCCAGGUGGCAAAGCGCAAACGAUCUCUGACGCAGCCACUCGGUCCGAGGACAUUAUGCAGGCCGACAUGGAUCGUAUACACUCGACUUUUCUUACCGAUGAUCUGACUGCUAUGCGCUUUGGGAGUGCUAUACCGAAGAAAGCAAACGUCCGGGUCUCGGAGUCGAAACAGGACGCGCUGGAGUUAAACUAUGAGACAUCACAUUCUACCCUGCCGUUCGCUUUGAAGUCGCAUAUGAGGGAUGUGACACCCGAUCAGUUGAGAGAUCGCUCGGUCUUGUCCAUGGAGCUCUUUGAUCUUGAAGGAACCUCGGCCACUCGCCAGCUCAACUCUUACGAUAGGCCGGUGCUGACGAAACACGCAAACGAGGAGCGGAGUAUACCUCGCCGUGGCACAAGCUUGGACGAUAAGACACAUUCGUUCGCAUCGCGCUCCUAUUUGCGAGACACAGAUCCAUCUUCGCACCACUCUGGCACUCGCCCACCGAUGUCCUCAUCUAUCACCACUACCAACUCCACGUCGGCCGUGCCUACGACCUUGACGCUUGAAACUCUCUCGUUCGUAGGGGACUCUGAACAUAGGCAUAGAUCAACCCCUGAUUCUGAGUUAGCGAACACACCGCAGUCGGCAUCCUGGUGGAAAUCAAAGCCUAAGCCGCAAAACCUCGACGCUGGUCAUUCACACCAUAACAAACAAUCCGGAUCGAACGCGAUUCCUCUCGGCCAUGGUAACGUUACUCGUGGCCACCCAGCGGUGUCGUUCUCAUUAGAUUCUAGUAUCGCACCUGUCGACGAACGUCCGAGAACAAUUCUACCAGGUUCUUCUACUCCGUCCUCUUCGCGUGAUACUUGUCGACGAGAGGAUCAUGAUACAUAUGCACAUGAGAGCAAGGGAUUAUCUUCGGCGACUACUAGGCUCCAUGAAGAGCUGCACGCCCAGGCGGAAGAGAUCAGUGGAUAUAAGAGGACGGUGGAAUUACUACUUGAGGGAGAGCAGGAAAUGAAGGAGGACCUUAGGCGACUGAAUAACGAGAAGGAGCAGACUUUAGAGGUAGUCAGGAGAAUGCAGGAGGAGGCAAUUCGGGACGAGGGCUGGGAUGGAGUUGUUGCCAGUAGCGAUCUGAUGACUGCACUUCACUUAAUUGGUCAAAGUGUCAGCAGCAUGAAAGCCUCGCUCCAUCACGAACGAGCGGAACGGCAGCGAGUCGAGCAACAGUUGCAAUCGGAGAGGGAAGCCAGAACCAGAGAUUUGAACGACAUAGCGAGGGAGUGUAGGGACCCCUUUGUCGUUCCGGCCCUCCUCGAUGCCUUUCUCAAGUUGUCAAAGAUGUCAAACGACGUUAUGUAA
Messenger RNA from Stereum hirsutum FP-91666 SS1, 1404 nucleotides. RefSeq lists its product as uncharacterized. The record is from RefSeq and is a predicted model, not a curated record. Bases 1 to 1404 code for a protein of 467 amino acids. The transcript is spliced from 5 exons. Lineage: Eukaryota; Fungi; Basidiomycota; Agaricomycetes; Russulales; Stereaceae.